Messenger RNA from Colletotrichum truncatum, 321 nucleotides. RefSeq lists its product as uncharacterized. NCBI's taxonomy places the organism in Eukaryota, Fungi, Ascomycota, Sordariomycetes, Glomerellales, Glomerellaceae. The record is from RefSeq and is a predicted model, not a curated record.
AUGCAGCUCACCAACAUUAUUACCUUUAUGGCACCAAUUAGCCUUGCCUCAGCGUACACAUUCAGAGGCAGCGUUAACUACUGCAACCAAGACCGCGGCGAGCUUAUCUGGUACAACAAUGCCAAAAAUGUGUGCCGUAGUUUCGGUGGAAAGGGCUUCGCGUCCUUCAACUUUGUGGACGUAGGCCCGAACACCGCGUGUUUUAUUUUCCCCGCGGAAAACUGCCAAGGAGGCGCUACACAGUACAACAUUGGCUCGAGCGGCUCGACGGGUUGCCGGGAUAGCUCAUCCGGCUGGGUGUACUCUGUUGCUUGCAGCUAA